This is a messenger RNA of Alternaria infectoria, 213 nucleotides long. RefSeq lists its product as uncharacterized. The record is from RefSeq and is a predicted model, not a curated record. NCBI's taxonomy places the organism in Eukaryota, Fungi, Ascomycota, Dothideomycetes, Pleosporales, Pleosporaceae. The coding region runs from base 1 to 213 and encodes 70 amino acids. The transcript is spliced from 2 exons.
AUGGUCAUUGAUAGCAAACGCAAGCGCCCCAUUGGGCCCGCUGAUACCUAUAUCAAGCGAUCCCGCCGCGCGGCGAAAGCAAAGAGAUCUGCCACGCCCACAGCGCUGGGACAGCCAAUUGCGGGCAGUAUCACCGAAGCAGCCAAGAGCAAUGAGAGCAACAAGUUGCUGUCUCUUCCAGCAGGUAGGUCAAAACAUCCAAGCGCAUUGUAA